Penicillium diatomitis is the source of this 2613-nucleotide messenger RNA. RefSeq lists its product as uncharacterized. Gene Ontology annotation, cellular component: nucleus. Gene Ontology annotation, molecular function: zinc ion binding; DNA-binding transcription activator activity, RNA polymerase II-specific; RNA polymerase II cis-regulatory region sequence-specific DNA binding. Gene Ontology annotation, biological process: DNA-templated transcription; regulation of transcription by RNA polymerase II. The transcript has 5 exons. The annotation marks the transcript as partial. Lineage: Eukaryota; Fungi; Ascomycota; Eurotiomycetes; Eurotiales; Aspergillaceae. The record is from RefSeq and is a predicted model, not a curated record.
AUCCUCAGUAUGACACCCACACCGCCAUCAACGACGUCGUCCAGUGCAGGCGCGCAUUCCCCUGACUUCAGGGUAAUUCGCAAACGCAACCGAGUACCACUUUCCUGUGCGCCUUGCCGCCAUCGCAAGUUGAAAUGUAACCGCUCUCAUCCUUGUGAGAACUGUGUCAAACGAGGUGAUGCGGCAUCCUGCAGCUACGCCCAGGCAAGCAAUCGGAAAAAGACCUCUCCCCAACAGACUGCGCUCACCUCACCCGAUGAUAUGCAAAAUCGAAUCGACCGGCUGGAAGGUCUAGUUCUAUCUUUGAUGACCAACGGUAAUCAGUCGUCUGGUCCUGCGGCCGCUUUGGCCGCAAUCUCAGGAGAAAGCAGUGCUGGGUCAACACGACUUUCGAACGAGAUCGACGUCGACGACAUGGACAAUGGCAACGAAGGCAACCCAGAGGAAAGCGACACGGAACAAGUCACAAAGUCCUUCGGAGUGAUGAAGAUGGACAGCGGCAAGUCGUAUUACCUCAGUGAAGCGCAUUGGGCAUCGGUGCUGCAUGAUAUUGCCGAAGUCAGGAAUUUUUUUACCACGCAUAAGAAACAAUUCGACGACCAGGCAGAGAAGCUGGCUGCGACGAGGCCAGCAGGUGAGGGCCUUGGUGGGUCCUCGAUCCUCUUUGGGGUCAUGAAGCCCUUGAGCCGACCGGAGAUCAUGGCAGCCAUGCCAUCGAAGUACACAACCGAUAUCCUUGUCGCUCGUUACUUUAACAGCUACGACCCUGCAACGCACAUCCUUCACGGUCCGUCAUUCCAAGCACAAUAUAAUCGACACUGGGAGGACCCGUCGCAAACGGAACUCGUGUGGAUUGCCCUGCUUUUUGCGAUGAUGAGAUUAUCCAUGCUCUCCUAUCAUCGAGAAGGGGACGAGCCUCCAGAGUUCCGGGGCAAGUGUAUUGACAUGGCGGCAUCGUUCCGGACUUCGGUGGCACAAUGUCUGACCUUGGCCGACUUUACGAAACCGCACCGCUUCUUAAUCGAAGCACUCGUUUUCCACCUCCACGGUGACUUUUCACAAACCCGGGAUGCGGAUAUCUCAAUCUGGGUCUUGGCGGGCGUAAUCGCACGACUAGCGAUGCGAAUGGGGUAUCACCGUGACUCAAAGUCGUUCCCCAACGUGACACCGUUCCAAGGUGAGAUGCGGCGUCGUGUCUGGGCAUUUGUACGGCAGGCAGAUUUGCUAUUCUCUUUUCAGGUGGGCAUGCCAAGUAUGCUUCGCACCACCGAUACGGACACGGAGCUGCCACGCAACCUGUAUGAUGAUGAUUUUGAUGAAGACUCACAAGAAUUGCCGCCGGCUCGCCAACUCAGUGAACCGACGCCGAUUUCAUAUUUGAUCUCCAAAGCCCGCUUGUCGUAUGCUUUCGGCCGGGUGAACGAGUACUACUCGGCAGUGACCUCCUCGUCCUAUGAGCAGGUCAUGGAAAUUGAUGCGGAUCUUCGACGGGCUCGCGACAUGAUUCCUGAUCAUCUCCAGAUCAGACCCAUGCAGGAAUGUCAACAUGACCCUCUCAACCUUAUCAUAUCACGCUAUUCGGUGAUGACUAUAUACCACAAAGCGCAGUGUAUGCUGCAUCGUCCAUACCUGAUACGUGCCCGAGAAAAUCCCCGCUUUACCUAUUCUCGCCGCACUUGCAUUGACUCUGCACUCGAGAUCCUGGAGUCUCAAGCUGUGUUGCAUUCAGAGGCACGGAAUAGCCGUCUGCGUGGCCGCGACUUACACUCUUCCCUCAGUAGCGCGGAUUAUCUCCUCGCAGCUACGAUUGUCUGUCUUGAUCUCUACCAAACCUUCCAACCACAAGCUUCAAAUCGUCCCUAUGGCGACACAUAUGCAUGGGGCCGCGAACGAGGCGAGGAAAUGCUUGCUAUCAUCCAGCGCUCGAAAGAGAUUUGGGAACUGCAGCGGGAAGAGAGCAUGGAAGCUUUCAAAGCUUGUUCGGUUUUGGAGGUCAUGCUCAAAAAGCUCCAUAGCGCAGUCCCCGGGCGUGAUAACAUCCCGAGUGCAGGCGGCGCUAUGUUCGAGCCGCAGGAUGAGAAACAAAAUGCGGCAAUGACGCUCGGCCUCCUCAGUAGCGGGAUGAGUCCAAUGAACCCUGGUCCCUCACCAUACCCGGACCCCUUGUUCAAGAUGGGUGGUGGUGCGGACACAUCAGUACCGAUGGGCACGACGGGUGCGACGACGAUGCCAGGAGAGAUGCCCGGUCCAUUGUCGCCGUUUAGUAGCAUGUUUGGAUCGAUGCCAGACAUGCAAGUCAAUUUAGAUUGGGAUGCUUGGGACACUUAUAUUCAAAAUCCCAAUUUUGACACUGCGAAUCAGUUCUGGCCCAUGAUGGACGUACAGCGUCAACCAACGCCUCAAGGGGUCGGGCUGACACAACCCGCGAUGACGGAUCCCCUGGCGUCAACGAUUCGACCGCCAACCAUGUCAAAUGGCCCUCCAAUGCCGCGUCUCUCUAAUGUGUUUUCGCCCCCGGGCCCUUCUCCUGAAAGCGCGAGUUCGUCGGUUCCAGGGUUCACGCCGACCUCGUCACAGUCAGGGGCGACCGGUCGCAGUCAAGGCUCAAUCUGA